Messenger RNA from Odontomachus brunneus, 3122 nucleotides. It is a transcript of the gene eIF2A, whose product is annotated as eukaryotic translation initiation factor 2A. Gene Ontology annotation, molecular function: mRNA binding; translation initiation factor activity; protein binding. Bases 122 to 1849 code for a protein of 575 amino acids. The transcript is spliced from 12 exons. Gene Ontology annotation, biological process: translational initiation. NCBI's taxonomy places the organism in Eukaryota, Metazoa, Arthropoda, Insecta, Hymenoptera, Formicidae. Gene Ontology annotation, cellular component: cytosolic small ribosomal subunit. The record is from RefSeq and is a predicted model, not a curated record.
GUUACAUCGCGUUCCAUCCGUAAUAUUUUGAAAAACGUUAAUCGAUUGUGUAUCGAAGAGUUCGUAAGCAAUCGACUUUCGGUCGAUUGUCGGUACGAUACCACAUGGUAACGGUGGUAAAAUGGCUUCGCCUAUUCCCUGUGUCGUUGUGAGAGGAACCACUGGUAUAAAUCUAGCACAAGGUCCACCAUCUUAUGAACCAGUUAAAGUAUUUCCUAAAGAUGAUAGCAAGACCUGCAAAGCUAUGCUUUUUAGCCCAGAUGGCAAAUAUUUUGCAUGGGUUAAUGGAAUUGAUAUUAAAAUUGUACUUUGUGAGAGUUGGAAACUUGUUGCUGAAAUUGCACAACCUAAAGUCUGUGCCAUUCAAUUCUCUACUCAAAGUACAUAUCUUACAACUUGGGAACAAUCGUAUGUAACACAAACAAGUCCUCAGGGAACAGAAAAUCUUCACAUUUGGAAAUCUGAAAAUGGUGAGCUAGUUCAUAGUUUUGUGCAGAAGAAGCAGAUUAAUUGGGAACCACAGUGGUCAAGUGAUGAAAAACUCUGUGGUCUAAUAAGUGGUGGAAAUGUUCUUUUAUAUGAAGAUAAAAAUUUUGAUAGAUAUGUACAUAAAAUAAGUGCAGCCAAAAUUGCCAAAUUUAGUAUAGCACCUGGGAAUGCUCCAUACCAUAUUAUCUGUUAUAUGCCAGGGAAAGCAGGUCAACCUUCUUUUGGAAGAUUAUUUAAAUACCCAAAAUUCGAGAUUGGAGAAUCACUUGCAAAUAAAAGCUUCUUCCAGGCAGAUAAAAUUGAUAUAUAUUGGCACCAACAUGGAACAAAUGCAUUAUUAAUGACGAAUACUGAAAUUGAUAAGAGUGGAGCAUCAUAUUAUGGGAAACAGUCAUUGCAUUAUCUUAACACAAAAGGAGAAACUGCUAUGGUUAUGUUAAGUAAAGAAGGUCCUAUACAUGCAGUAGAAUGGUCUCCGAAGAACAUAGAGUUUUGUGUCGUAUAUGGGUUUAUGCCAGCUAAAGCAACAUUGUUUAAUGUUAAGUGCGAAGCAAUAUUUGAGUUUGGUACAUUACACAGGAAUAGUAUCUAUUAUAAUCCACAUGGCAACAUUCUGCUUUUGGGCGGAUUUGGCAAUCUUAGGGGUGGCGUUGAAUUAUGGGAUAUUGCUAAUAGAAAGCUUAUUGCCAAAACUGAUGCACCAGACACUACACUGCUUCAGUGGUCACCAGACGGUGAACAUUUCGUAACAGCGACCACAGCGCCCAGAUUACGAAUGGGCAAUGGGUUUAAAAUUUGGCAUUAUACUGGUUCGCUGGUGUACCAACGGCCAUGGAAUAACCAAGAGGAACUGUGGGAAGUAUUAUGGCAAAAUUUUCCUUCAAAUACUUUUCCUCAGAAACCUAUUAGUUAUAAAGCCGUGGAUGGUAUCGUCAGUAGUUGUAGCCAAUCGCAAGCCUCAAAAGAAGUAUAUAGACCACCGAGUGCCAGAGGACAAACCAUCACGUUUAAAUUGCAUGAUGAUAUAGAACCACCUUCUAGGCCAAAUGCUGAAUCAAAUCCAUCGAAAGCUGCACUGAAAAUGAAGAAAAAUAGGGAAGCAAAGAAAGCUAAAAAAGAGUUAGAAUCUAACACUAGUUCCACUAUUAAUGGACAAGUUGCAAGCACAGCAAGUAUAAGAAUGGAAUUAACCGAUAAUCCGGAAAAGAAUAAAAAGAUAAAAAAAGUAAAGAGUAAACUAGAACAAAUUUCUAAAUUGAAAGAACAGCUAAAAGCUGGAAAGCAAUUAGAAAUCAAUCAACUAGAUAAGAUCAAGAAAGAAGAUGAAUUGUUAAAAGAACUCGAAGAACUUACAUUAUGAUAAAUCAUUCAGCUCUCGAACAGGAUUAUCUUGAUGAACAUAGAAUUGCGGCAGAAAAUAAAUAACUUUUUUCGGGAUAACAUGAUUGCCAGAGGAAUACUUUUAAGUCUAAAUCAAAUUCGUCCUGUGUGAUAAGUGGAGUAAAGAACAGUGGGAAUUCUAUUCAUAUUUGAAUGUUUAAGCUUGAAUCUCUCUAAAAUAAUUAUGAAUGGGGAUAAAGAGGGAAGAAAGAAGAUUACAUAUUCCUGAAUAAGAUUAGAUGUUCAUAUAUUAGUUUUAAUCAUAUUGAUAAAAAUGACUAAAAUAGUGCAAAACAGCACUAUUAAAUGACUAUAUUUACUAGUACUAUCUGAUAAAGUGAUACUAUUAAAUGAUUAAUUUUAUUAUAGUUCACUUCUUUAUUUUGCUAAAAAUUGAUAAUAAUAGAGUUAAUGCUGGGAUGUUAUCAGUUUAAAUAAAAAUGUUAAUCUAUUGUAUACAAGCUAAUAACUAUCAACAAAAGAGCAACAUUUUAUUAGCAGAAAAUUUAUUAGAUCCUUUAUAAAGGAAAUUUAUUGCCAAAAGUAUGAGAACUUAAGAAUGUUAGAUUGUGAUAUACUCCUUAUUCUACUGUCUUUUUUGAAAAAUAAUUUAAAAUUUUUUUAAAAAACAAUGGCUAACAUUUAUAAAAUAAUAGUAAAUUUCGCAUUUAAAACUGAGCUUAAACACUCUGCAUACUAGUAUCUAAUGUUGCUUUCUGUAUUUAAAAGUUGUAGACACGAUAUUGGUGGACAUCAUUAUAAUUUGCUGAAGAAAUUUUCAAAAAAACAAGUAUAUCUAUUUAUUUCUUAUUAAAAUUAUACUCUUCAUAUUUGCAAUUCAAAUAUUUUUAAAUAUUGUUACAUUGAUAAUACUCAAUGUUCUAUGAUGUUUAUUCAUUUCCAUAUAUAUCUAUAGAAAUUUAAAUUCUUUCAUCAUUAUUACAUUAUGAAAUAACAUAAAUUUUUUUGCUUUUCUGGAAAAAGAUAAAAAUACAAAUGUGAUUAGUUAGUAUAAUUAAUAAGCACAUAAUAAAGCAUAAAUUCAAUUCAUUAAAUUAUUUUUUAAAAAGACAUGUUCAUCUGAGUUAAAUGAGCCGAAGUGAAGAUACAUGUAACAGCAAGGAGUUGCAUUAGAAUACAUAAAUAAAAUUAUGUAUCUAUAGAUAUAGACAAACAACGCAAUUACGAAUGUUAUGUACAGUGGAAAUGAGAUUUAUGUGAAUAAAUUAUUAAAAAAAUAUGUUACAAAAGUA